This is a messenger RNA of Porites lobata, 3955 nucleotides long. Lineage: Eukaryota; Metazoa; Cnidaria; Anthozoa; Scleractinia; Poritidae. The record is from the annotation of a GenBank genome assembly.
AUGGCGACGGUCGCGGCAAGAGGGGCCAUAAACUGUUGUAGAUCAUUAUUCUUUUCUGCCUCAAGACAGAUAGGAAAAUCCUCUACUUUUGGUUGGUGGAAAACUUUAAAUCCUAAUUAAGUGAUUUCUCUUGUUCUUCUCUGUUCUUAUUUUUAUUUUCACUUCGUUUUUUAGUUUAUUCGCCAUGUGUUGGAGUGAGAUGUUGGCCGACCGUCGUGUCAUGCCAAACUUGUCGAAGAUGGCAGACAACGGCAUCUGGAGCAGGGGAGACAACCUAUGGGGAAAUAGAGGAAGAAAAGGAAGAAAGCUGGCUGGAAAAGGCCAAGAAACGUAGCUGGUUGUGGAGGUGGCUAAACGACAUACAUGAAAUUGAAGCUCGAGUAAGUAUUCGGUUUUUACGUGAGCUUGUUCACACUUCUUACAUAAUGUGAUGACCUUCUGAUGAGAUUGUGUCACUAGCGUGAACCAGGUAUUCAGACAGCUCAUAAACGUAAUUCUGAUGUUACAGUUACCAAAUUUAUUAACUCUGAUCUCUACGUCUCAGACAACGUACUCAGUUUGUUCGAUAUCAUUUGGUAAAUUUUAAGGUUUCAAUUUUAUUCAAAGUGCCACCACCACCCCCCUCCCCCCCUCAUUUUUUUUUUUUCGCUGAACGAAAUCUUCUUAUAAUCCUGAUUACUUGUGCGAAAAAAUUUUUUUCAUAACGUUCUUCCUUAUUUUUUUAUAACAGACACUGCAUUUAGGAGAAUUCUUGACUACAUGUACUUAGGUUGGCCACUUGAAUCUCUGAAAAAAAAUAUAGCAGUGUAGAAACAGAUCAACAGCUUUUAUUAAAAAUAAAUUUUCUGUCCAUCUUGCCGACAUGAGUGCUCAACCACGAACUAUUUGGCCUUGGUAAAACUUGAACUUGACAAAACACGGUCACAAUGGGUGGACGUAGCCAUCUGAUUAUUAUUGCUAAAGCAAAGAAGAACCAUUCAAUGACACACUUUAAGCAUCAAUAAUAGAAUGUUUGGUAAACAUUGGUUUCUUUUAGAUGAUGACAGAAGAAGAAUACAAUGAGCGAGAGAGAAUGGUGGAAAAGGUAAAGUCAUUUUUUUGACAGAAAAUGAGGUGGUAUCAUUUCUUGCCUUUUUCACAAACUCAGGUGGUAAGAAAAAAAUGUCCUAAAAUGAUAGGGUGGCAACCAGCAGGUUUUACCAUAAGGUCCUGGUAUAAGGCACAGGAAAACGGGUAACAAAAACAAGCAACUUGUUUUCUAAUAUUGCUGCAAAAUGAGUUGAGCAGUGAUGUUAGGCAUUAUACCAGCCCAAGGCAAACUUGUUUUGCAACUAGUGACAUAACUCCCGAGUAGGGCAUGACUCCUGCUUAAUUUUUUCCAAUCAGAAGUCAGUAUUCACACAACUUGUAACAACCUGAUUUAUUGCAAGAAGGGUGUGAUUCGUGGGUGGUAAAACUCGGAACAUUCUUUUCAACUCAUUUUGCAGCAAUGUUUCAAAACAAAAUAUCAAUUGCAUGUUUUCAUUGCCCAUUUAAUGUUCAAAAUGUAGCUUUGCUUGUAAAGUGCUUUUAUCUUAUCCAUUACCAUACCCAUCUAACCAAAAAUUAUUAAUGGUUGUGUGAUAAUGAAAUUACAUGUACAUUUUUUGUCUUGUUGCAGCUAAUGGACCGGUACUUUGACACUCCAGAUGCCAAGUUUGAUUUGGAUAUAUUUGGGGAGAUUUUUGAUCUGCUUAUCAAGUAUAAUGACAGAGAAGCUGUAAAAAUGUUUUGGAGUUUGAUGGAGGAGAUGCAGGUUGAACCUGAUCCAGAGAUGAGAGAAAAGGUUUGUUUCUAUAUAACAGUAUUAUGAUGGGACAACUGUCAACUCUAUCUGAGAAGGACACCUUUGGGACUGACACAUCUAAAUCUCCAUCUUAUUGAGAGUCAACUAAAAGGAGUGAAGAAAUGCAGGGACCAACUGGAUGGAAGUGUCCAUAUAGAGAGAGUUUUAAAAAGUAAUAAAUAAAAAAUAGAAUAAAAAAAUGAAAAAUACAGAGAUAGUUUACUUUACAUUCAGCCCCCAGUACCCCCUUCAGUAUUGACAGCAACCUUCCUUUUCCUCACCCAGACCACAAAAGGUAACUGGGGGAGCUACAUGUGGGGUACAUGUAUUUUCUAUGUAUCCCUUCUUUAAAGGAAUAAGAAGAUAAGGCAAACAACUAUCUCCACCCUAUGACCCAAUCAUAUGGACGAUAGAAAAAAGUUUUUAAAAUCACAACCAACGCAAACUUGAUGCACCCAAGUGAUUUUUAACCCCUUGCUUUGCACUUGUCACCCACCCUCCAAACCUUGGAAAAAAAAUUUUUGCGUCAUGCACUUCUUGUUCCAAGGCUUGAACAUUUACCUUUGUUCACUCUCUUAUUCAGACAAAUAAAUAUUGUUGAGGGAGAAAGUCUUCCUCCAAACAGGUUAUGUUUAUGUUACUAAACAGGCUGACCAAAACAUUUCUAUAAAUUAUGCUUUUUUACUUUUCAUUUCUACUAUGGUUUGAUUUCAUAUUUACUUACUGAUUUUUGCAGCUAUGGAUAGUUUUCCCAAAAAACUACAUAAUUGUGAUUGCCAUGUAUUCUUGUUUCACAGGUGGAGAAAUACUUAGUAAAGGCAAAAGAAGAAUCUUGGGCUUGGUGGUAGUAACUUCCAAGGAUUAAAGUGCUCUUGAAGAAAGAUACUUUGAAAAUAAACCUUUGCAGGCAACAAACUGGAACUUUAUUCUGAGAAUUAUUUGUUUAAAACCCACAAGUUGCGGGGUCAUUUUCAAUUCAUGAUGUUUUAAAUAGAAACUACAAUGUAAACAUUAUUGAUCUUGAAAGAUAACAUAUUUUUGCCAUGAAAUAGUGAGUAGUUGUGCUCAUUGUUAUAAAUCUUGCUAUUUGGUGGGUUUUGUUAAACCAUAUUGAACUUCUGUGAUGGUAAUGUUGUUGCUCCUCAGAAAUAAAAUAGACCUUUUCCACAUGCAUUAACUGACAAUCCUGUGCGAACUGUGCCUUUGCUCAAGAAUGUGGAACAGGUCUAUUUUCCUGUUUCAAAAAACUGUACAAAAAAGGGUUAUGGUGGAUUGUUAAGAGGUUAGACAAUCUGCUGCAGAGUUUUCACAAAACACGUACAAGCACAACAGGGAAGCAGAAAAUGAAACAAAAAGUUCAAGCUCUCUGUGGAUUUUAUUAAAAAAAAUUGUCACAUUGACUUAAAACUUGCCCCUCGUGUCACUUUUUUAGCAACCUUGGUUAGACUACAUGUAUUUCAGGCAACAUUACCGAAGCAGUAGAUUGUGAGUGUAGAGGAGUUAUUAGGUGCCAAAAUGAUAGUCCUGUAAGAGCAUGGUUAAUGUGGAACACAUCUGCUAGAGGAAAAGAUGAAAAUAACAAAGCUUAAAACAAUGCUCAAAGUCAGAAAUGGUAUAACUAGAUGAGUAACAUCAGCUCUUUAUAAAGGCUACACGUGACAAUGUAAAAGAAAAAUUAUCUCUCUCUCCCUUGUUCAUUCUUUUUCUUUGACAGUGGUAAUCCACAUGACAGUAUUGACCACAGAAUUGAUACCCAUCCACAGCAUACAAACUUUGCUGUCAUGUUUUGGUAGUGUGUGGUAACGGUUCCAUGAUGUAACACAACUGUAUAUUAGAAAUAAAGUGUCAUUUUGAAAUUCGUCGUUCAAUGCGUGGUAACAUUAAUGUAUAUAACUAAUACAUAUAGACUCAAUUGUUUAUUUCUAUUAAUAAUAAAAAGUCAUGUACUUAUCAAGUACAUACAAUGUACAAUUGUAUAACCUAAUAAUUGUCAGACAAAUAAAUUAUUAAUAUAUACCUACAAUAACUUAUUAAAAUCAGUUCUGUACCUAACACAUCCUAAACUUUGAGGGAAUUUAAUAAGAAACAAGAAAUGCUAGUUUUUCAAUUAACUUUUUUUUUUAUUUAAGU